Messenger RNA from Drosophila guanche, 3126 nucleotides. It is a transcript of the gene Ir25a, whose product is annotated as ionotropic receptor 25a. The transcript is spliced from 9 exons. Gene Ontology annotation, cellular component: plasma membrane; postsynaptic membrane. The record is from RefSeq and is a predicted model, not a curated record. Gene Ontology annotation, biological process: synaptic transmission, glutamatergic; modulation of chemical synaptic transmission; monoatomic ion transport. Gene Ontology annotation, molecular function: transmitter-gated monoatomic ion channel activity involved in regulation of postsynaptic membrane potential; glutamate-gated receptor activity. Bases 164 to 3013 code for a protein of 949 amino acids. Lineage: Eukaryota; Metazoa; Arthropoda; Insecta; Diptera; Drosophilidae.
GUCCAAACAUUGUCCGCACAUUGAAAGUGAAAUUGUCAGUGGCAUUGGCUGAGCUAUCCUUUCGGACAGGAUAUGCCCCAUUCAGUUGUAAUUUGUAGUUCGUGGCGUGCAGUCAAUUGCUGAGAUCUCGGAACGGUAUCCCCCACCCUAUGUGCCCGCUGCCAUGUUGGAUGUUUGCUUAAAGACUUUCAAAUAUUUAUGGAUUCUCGUACUGUUGACGCUUCUAAGCAAUUGGAAUCAAGAGAUAGUGGCCCAGACGACGCAAAAUAUUAAUGUGUUCUUCAUCAAUGAGGUGGACAACGAGCCGGCGGCCAAGGCAGUGGAUGUGGUGCUGACUUAUCUGAAGAAAAAUAUGCGCUAUGGCCUGUCCGUGCAGAUUGAAUCGAUUGAGGCCAAUAAAACGGAUGCCAAGGUGCUGCUGGAAGCAAUUUGCAACAAGUAUGCCGAAAGCAUUGAGAAGAAAAUGAUGCCCCAUUUGAUUCUGGACACUACCAAGUCGGGCGUGGCCUCGGAGACGGUGAAGAGUUUCACCCAGGCGUUGGGACUGCCCACCAUUAGCGCCUCGUAUGGUCAAGAGGGGGAUCUGCGGCAGUGGCGUGACCUGGAUGAUGCCAAGCAAAGGUAUUUGCUGCAGGUGAUGCCACCGGGAGAUAUUAUACCCGAGGUCAUACGGAGCAUUGUGCGGCGACUCAAUAUUACCAAUGCUGCCAUCCUCUACGACGAAACCUUUGUCAUGGAUCACAAGUACAAGUCCCUGCUGCAGAACAUCCAAACUCGUCAUGUCAUCACAGCCAUUGCCACGGAGGGCAAGCGGGAGCGCGAGGAGCAAAUCGAAAAGCUGCGCAAUCUGGACAUCAAUAAUUUCUUCAUUCUGGGCAAUCUGCAGUCCAUACGCAUGGUCCUCGAGUCCGUGAAGCCUGCGUACUUUGAGCGCAACUUUGCCUGGCACGCCAUCACCCAGAACGAGGGCGAGGUGAGCAGCCAGCGGGACAAUGCGACGAUUAUGUUCCUCAAGCCCAUGGCGUAUACACAAUUUCGGGAUCGUUUGGGCCUGCUACGCACAACUUACAAUCUGAAUGAGGAGCCACAGUUGGCGUCGGCUUUUUACUUUGAUUUGGCGCUGCGGAGUUUUCUGACCAUCAAAGAAAUGCUUCAAUCGGGCGCCUGGCCCAAGGACAUGGAGUAUCUGAACUGUGACGACUUUCAAGGCGGCAACACGCCCCAACGGAAUCUUGAUCUACGCGAAUACUUCACCAAGAUAAGCGAACCCACUUCGUAUGGCACCUUUGAGCUGGUCACGCAACCGAAGCAGCCGUUCAAUGGCUUCAGCUACAUGAAGUUCGAAAUGGACAUAAAUGUGCUGCAGAUACGUGGCGGCAGUUCGGUGAACAGCAAAUCGAUUGGCACAUGGACAGCAGGACUGGACACUCCACUGACAGUCAAGGAUGAGGAGCAAAUGAAGAAUCUGACAGCGGAUACGGUGUAUCGGAUCUAUACUGUUGUGCAAGCUCCCUUCAUCAUGCGCGAUGAGACUGCUCCGAAAGGAUACAAAGGCUACUGCAUCGAUCUGAUCAACGAGAUUGCGGCCAUUGUACACUUUGAUUACACCAUCCAAGAGGUGGAGGAUGGCAAGUUCGGCAACAUGGAUGAAAAAGGCGAAUGGAAUGGCAUUGUCAAGAAACUCAUCGACAAGCAGGCGGACAUUGGUCUGGGCAGCAUGUCCGUGAUGGCUGAGCGUGAGAUUGUCAUUGACUUUACGGUGCCGUACUACGAUCUGGUGGGCAUCACCAUCAUGAUGCAGCGUCCCAGCUCCCCGAGUUCGCUGUUCAAAUUCCUCACCGUGCUGGAGACGAAUGUGUGGCUGUGCAUUCUGGCAGCCUAUUUCUUUACCAGCUUCUUGAUGUGGGUCUUUGAUCGCUGGAGUCCGUACAGCUAUCAGAACAAUCGCGAGAAGUACAAGGAUGAUGAGGAGAAGCGUGAGUUCAAUCUGAAGGAGUGCCUGUGGUUUUGCAUGACUUCGUUGACGCCCCAAGGAGGUGGCGAGGCACCCAAGAAUUUGUCCGGGCGACUGGUGGCUGCCACUUGGUGGCUCUUUGGCUUCAUCAUCAUUGCCUCGUACACCGCCAACUUGGCUGCCUUUCUCACCGUCUCCCGUUUGGACACGCCCGUCGAGAGCUUGGAUGAUCUGGCCAAGCAAUACAAAAUCCUCUAUGCUCCGCUCAAUGGCUCCUCGGCCAUGACGUACUUUGAGCGCAUGGCCAACAUUGAGCAGAUGUUCUAUGAGAUCUGGAAGGAUCUGUCGCUGAACGAUUCACUCACGCCGCUGGAGCGCUCCAAGCUGGCUGUCUGGGAUUAUCCUGUGAGCGAUAAGUACACCAAAAUGUGGCAGGCCAUGCAGGAGGCAGCACUGCCAGCCACCCUCGAUGAGGCAGUGGCAAGGGUCCGAAACUCUACAGCUGCCACGGGCUUUGCCUUCCUCGGAGACGCCACGGAUAUACGGUACUUGCAGCUGACCAACUGCGAUUUGCAGGUGGUGGGCGAGGAGUUCUCCCGCAAGCCCUACGCCAUAGCUGUGCAGCAGGGCUCACAUCUGAAGGAUCAGUUUAAUAAUGCCAUCUUGACGCUGCUCAACAAACGCCAGCUGGAGAAGCUCAAGGAAAAGUGGUGGAAGAAUGAUGAGGCGCAGGCCAAGUGCGACAAGCCGGAGGAUCAAUCGGAUGGCAUAUCCAUACAGAACAUUGGCGGCGUCUUCAUUGUCAUCUUUGUGGGCAUUGGCAUGGCCUGCAUUACGCUCGUCUUUGAGUAUUGGUGGUAUCGCUAUCGCAAGAAUCCGCGCAUCAUUGACGUAGCCGAGGCCACAACAGCAGACCAGUCGCAUCUCAAAGACGUUGGCUCUGGCAAGCUGGUCGAAGGCGUCAUUUUAGGCAAUUCGGGCGAGAAGUUUGAAAAGUCAAAUGCUGCACUGCGUCCACGUUUUAAUCAGUAUCCGGCCACUUUUAAGCCACGUUUUUAGGAGAACUCUAAUUAAUAUGUAGUUUAACGCGCACGGAGAAUGUCUACGUUUAGCAAUUAAGUCCAUUUGGUGCACUUUGCGCACUUUUAUUCAAUUCGUAAUAAAUGUUUUGC